Oryza brachyantha (malo sina) is the source of this 1662-nucleotide messenger RNA. RefSeq lists its product as uncharacterized. NCBI's taxonomy places the organism in Eukaryota, Viridiplantae, Streptophyta, Magnoliopsida, Poales, Poaceae. Gene Ontology annotation, biological process: chloroplast organization; regulation of DNA-templated transcription. The transcript is spliced from 2 exons. Gene Ontology annotation, molecular function: double-stranded DNA binding. The coding region runs from base 72 to 1313 and encodes 413 amino acids. Gene Ontology annotation, cellular component: chloroplast. The record is from RefSeq and is a predicted model, not a curated record.
UGCUAUCUGAUAAUCUGAUAACCUUUCUUCCACCACGACCUUUCCAUCGGCGCCGCCGCGGCGCUCCCCAAAUGUCUCUGCGCUGCCACCACCACCACCACCACCACCUCAAGGUCCGCGCCCUCCUCUGCGGCGGAAGCGGCGUUGGCGGCGACAGCUUCCCCAAGCCGACGCCCCUCCGACGCCCCUUGUCCGGGCCUCCGCCUCUCACGCAUUUUCUCAAGCACCUCUUGGGCGGUCCGGCCAAACUCUCAGGCACCGCCGCUGGCGCCGCCGGUGAGCCCUGCUCCCUCACGCUUCACUUCCUCCGCAACUCCUGCGGCCUGUCGGAAGAUGCGGCGGCGGCCGCCGCCGCGCGCGUCCGCCUGCGCUCCACCAAGAAGGCCCACGCCGUCCUCGCCCUCUUCCGCGGCAUGGGCUUCCAGGGCGCUCACAUCGCUCGCGUCGUCUCCACCUUCCCGAACUUGCUCACCUACCGUGCCAACGUCACCCUCGCUCCCAAGCUCGAGUUCUUCCGCCGCGAGCUCGGCCUCACCGACGCCCAGAUCCGCCGCGCCGUCCUCGCAAGCCCCUACCGCGUCCUCUCCUACAGCCUCGAGGGCUGCCUCCGACGGAACCACCUCCUCCUCAGAGAACUCCUCGGCAGCGACAAGAACGUGACCGCCGCCGUCCUGCAGUCCACGGAGCUCAUCCACGGGGACAUUCGUGGCAUCCUCCUCCCCAAGGUCAAGGCCCUCCGCGACCACGGCGCCACGGACGAUGUCAUCGUCAAGCUGGUCAUGACGCACCCCAAGGCGCUCAUGCACAGGCUGUCCCCCUUCGAGGAGAGCCUGGUCGCCAUGGAGGAGCUCGGCAUCAGGCCUUGCUCUCGAAUGUUCCCCUAUUCCUUCGGGCUGUUCGCCAGGUUGCACCCCAGGAGAUGGAAGCGUCGGAUGGACAACUACUUGAGCCUGGGAUGGACAAAGGAGCAGGUGACGGAGGCGUUCGUCAGGCACCCCUACUGCAUGUCCGUGUCCAACGACAAGGUGAGGCGUAUCUGGCAGUUCGUCACCAAGAGGCUCGGGUGGAGCCUGGAGUACGUGGUAGCCAGCCCGGUGCUUCUCUCCCUCAGCUACGAGAAGCGGAUCGUGCCGAGGUGCAUGGUGCUCAACUUGCUGGCAUCGAGGGGCUUGUUCCAUGGGAAAAUCAAGAUGGCCCAUAUGUGUAUGGGGAAGAUGAAGUUCGUGGACAGGUAUGUCACACGUUACCAGGAGGAAAUCCCUGAGGUACUGGAAGCUUAUUCUGCCGGGAGAGCAAGUGCUGCGGCUGUGUAAAUGGAGCUGGAGAGGAUUGUUCUUCUCUUUACCCUGCAACAAAGAGGUGGGACGAAAGCAAGGUUCAGGAAGGGAUAACUAUAGGAGCAGGUGUAGAAAAACUCAAGUGCAUACCACAAAUGGUAUUUCCCAAUAUAAUGUGGUUGGAUUGUUAUUAUUUGUUACAGAUGGUUGGAUUGUUAUCCAUGUGGAGCGGAUGUAUUGCAAGAAUAACUUCGUGUGGUUAUGUAGUAAGAAAGGACAUUGUGUGAAGAAUCAAAUACGGCAAUAUUGGUUGUACCUUAUGAAACUGCAAGUACGGUGUUUGAAAUCAGCCACCCUCUUCUUUUUGCUUUUGUUUAUGCUUAUA